GGUCGCCCCGGGGGUCGCCCGCCUUGCCCCUCGCCCCCCGGCCGUCCCCCCAGACAUGCCCCGCCGUGGCGGCCCGGCUCGCCGAGGAUCAUGACUGCGGCAGCGAACUGGGUGGCGAACGGGGCCAGCCUAGAGGACUGUCACUCCAACCUCUUCUCGCUGGCCGAACUCACGGGCAUCAAAUGGCGUAGGUACAACUUUGAAGGCCAUGGGGACUGUGGGCCCAUCAUUUCAGCUCCAGCCCAGGAUGAUCCCAUCCUGCUCAGCUUCAUCCGCUGCCUGCAGGCCAACCUGCUGUGCGUGUGGCGCCGGGACGUCAAACCCGACUGCAAGGAGCUCUGGAUAUUCUGGUGGGGGGACGAGCCCAACCUAGUCGAUGUCAUCCACCGAGAGCUGCACAUGGUGGAAGAAGGAUUCUGGGAGAAUGGACUUUCCUAUGAGUGUAGGACCCUGCUCUUCAAAGCAAUUCAUAAUCUUCUGGAAAGGUGCCUGAUGGAUAAAAACUUCGUAAGAAUUGGGAAAUGGUUCAUACGGCCCUAUGACAAGGAUGAGAAGCCAGUUAAUAAAAGCGAGCACUUGUCGUGUGCCUUCACGUUCUUCCUGCACGGGGAGAGCAACGUGUGCACGAGCGUGGAGAUCGCCCAGCACCAGCCCAUCUACCUGAUCACCGAGGAGCACAUCCAGAUGGCCCAGAACUCCCCCUCGCCCUUCCAAGUGCUGGUGAGCCCUUAUGGCCUGAACGGGACCCUGACGGGCCAGUCGUACAAGAUGUCAGACCCUGCCACUCGGAAGCUGAUGGAGGAGUGGCAGUACUUCUACCCCAUGGUGCUGAAGAAAAAGGAAGGCAUGAAAGAGGAGGAAGAGCUGGGAUAUGACAACGAUUUCCCUGUGGCAGUUGAAGUCAUUGUUGGGGGUGUGAGGAUGGUGUAUCCUUCAGCCUUUGUUCUCAUCUCCCAGAGUGACAUCCCGGUGUCACAGAGCUCUGCCAGUGCUGCAGGCCAUAUAAAUGUGGGACAGCAGGGGCUUGGAAGCGUGAAGGAUCCUGUCAGUACCUGUGGGAUGCCCCUGACUCCCCCCACCUCUCCAGAGCAGGCUGUUAUGGGAGAAAGUGGCUGCUCUCAGAGCAGCAUCAGCCACCCAGCUGUGCAGGAGGGGACAGUCAGUGUCCACAGUCCAAAGAAAUCAAGCAAGAUCACUCCCAAAUUUCACAACCGUAUUGUUCACCGCGUGUGGAAGGAAUGCAUCCUCAACAGGGCACAGUCCAAGAGGAAUCAAAUUACAGCUGCAAAUUUGGAGGAGGAAGUUCCUAACAAUAGUGUUUCAUGGGAUUUUGUGGAUCCAGUCCAAAGAGUCAGUUGUUCUUGUUCCAGGCACAAGGUGUUCAAGCAGCGCUGCGCCGGUGCCUCGGGCCGGCCCCCCACGCUGCCCCAGCCCGGCUUCCCCGUGGGGACGGCGGCGGCCUCGGCACUGCCCCCUCCUGCCUCCUCAAAGCACAAAACCACCGAGCGGCAGGACAAGGGAGAGAAACUGCAGAAAAGGCCCCUGAUGCCGUUCCACCAUCGGCCCUCGGUGACUGAAGAGCUCUGCAUGGAGCAGGAGGCGGCCGGGCAGAAGCUGGGCCUGGCCGGGAUGGAGGCCGCCCUGGAAGUCCCCAGUUCCAGGAAAUACGAGAAGCCGCUCUCGCUACCUACUAGAAAUGCAAGCAAGCAAAUGAAUAUGAAUCCUAUGGAUUCACCCCAUUCCCCCACUUCCCCUCUGCCUCCCACCCUGAGCCCCCAGCCCAGAGGUCAGGAGGCAGAGAACCUGGACCCCCCUUCCGUUCCUGUGAACCCAGCGCUCUACGGCAGCGGGCUGGAGCUGCAGCCACUGCCCAGCUUAGAUGACAGGACAGUCGUGGUGGGACAGAGGUUACCUCUGAUGGCAGAGGUCAGUGAGACAGCCUUGUACUGUGGCGUAACUCAGAGCAACGAGGCCGUGGACGUGUGGAGGACCUAUAGUGUCCCUUCGAGUGACGACCCCAUGUUCCGGCCUCCGGAGCUGCCGUGUGAGAGGUAUGAUGGCAGGAUGGAGAUCAACCCCGACAGCACUGCACUGAAAAGGCUCUUAGCACAACCUAAUAAACGGUUUAAAAUUUUGGAAGAGCAGAAACCAGUGCAGACCUUGAACUAUCUUGACCCCUUGCCUCUACUACAACCCCCUGGAGAAGGCUGGGGGGACACCAGUGAUCCUUACACCUUCGAAGAUGGAGACAUCAAGUACAGUUUCACUGGCAAUAAAAAAUGUAAACUUGGGGCUGAGAAAGAUCCUUUGAAAAAGAACAAGUCAGAAGAUGGGAUUGGUUCCAAGGAAAUUCCCCCAACGGGCCAUUCCACACCAGUUCCUGAUGGAAAAGAUGCCAUGUCCAUUUUCAGUUCUGCUCCUAAGACUGACCCGCGGCAGGAGGGCGCUGCCGGCAGGGCCGGCUCCGGCAGCCUCACCCAGGUCACCGACCUGGCCCCGUCCCUGCACGACCUCGACAACAUCUUCGACAACUCCGACGAGGAUGAGCUUGGGGCCGUGUCCCCAGCCCUGCGCUCCUCCAAGCUGCCGGCAGCGGGCUCCGAGGAGCGGCCGCUGGGCAAGGACGGCCGGACUGCGGUUCCCUAUCCUCCCACUGUGGCAGAUCUCCAAAGGAUGUUCCCAACACCACCCUCUUUAGAACAGCACCCUGCCUUCUCCCCAGUGAUGAAUUACAAAGAUGGAAUAAGUUCAGAGACUGUGACUGCCUUGGGAAUGAUGGAGAGUCCUAUGGUCAACAUGGUUCCAACACAGCUGGCUGAGUUUAAAAUGGAGGUGGAGGAUGGAUUAGGUAGCCCUAAACCUGAAGAAAUUAAGGAUUUUUCGUAUGUGCACAAAGUUCCAUCAUUUCAACCUUUCGUGGGCUCUUCCCUGUUUGCUCCACUGAAGAUCCUGCCCAGCCAGUGCCUCCUACCUCUGAAGAUUCCAGAUGCCUGCAUCUUCAGGCCUUCUUGGGCUGUCCCUCCAAAAAUUGAACAACUUCCAUUGCCACCUGCAGCCACUUUCAUCAGAGAUGGCUACAACAACGUGCCCAGCGUGGGCAGCCUGGCGGACCAGGACUACCUGCAGAUGAGCACGCCCCAGAUGAGCACGCCGGUGACGCUCAACAGCGCGGCCCCCGCCAGCAACAGCGGCGCGGGGGUGCUGCCGUCGCCGGCCACGCCGCGCUUCUCGGUGCCCACGCCGCGCACGCCGCGCACGCCCAGGACUCCCCGGGGCGGGGGCACCGCCAGCGGCCAGGGCUCCGUCAAGUACGACAGCACGGACCAGGGCUCCCCCGCCUCCACCCCCUCCACCACGCGGCCGCUCAACUCGGUGGAGCCGGGCACGGUGCAGCCCAUCCCGGAGGCGCACAGCCUCUACGUGACCCUCAUCCUCUCCGACUCCGUGCUCAACAUCUUCAAGGACAGGAACUUCGACAGCUGCUGCAUCUGCGCCUGCAACAUGAACAUCAAGGGCGCCGAUGUGGGGCUGUACAUCCCCGACUCGUCCAACGAGGAUCAGUACCGCUGCACCUGCGGCUUCAGCGCCAUCAUGAACCGCAAGCUCGGCUACAACUCCGGGCUCUUCAUCGAGGACGAGCUGGAUAUUUUCGGCAAGACCUCGGACAUCGGCCAGGCUGCAGAAAGGCGACUGAUGAUCUGCCAGAGCAACCUGAUCUCGCAGAUGGGAGAGGGAGCCAGGAGGAGCCAGGAGCCUCCCAUGAGCCUCCUGCUGCUGCUGCAGAACCAGCACACGCAGCCCUUCACCUCGCUGAGCUGCCUGGAUUACAUGGCCUCCAACAACCGCCAGACGCUGCCCUGUGUCAACCUGAGCUAUGACCGGCUGCAGGCUGACAGCAACGACUCCUGGGUGGAAUGUUUCAAUGCCCUGGAGCAGGGCAGGCAGUACGUGGACAACCCCACGGGGGGCAAGGUGGAUGAAGCCCUUGUCCGAAGUGCCACUGUCCAUUCCUGGCCUCACAGCAACGUGCUGGACAUCAGCAUGCUCUCCUCCCAGGACGUGGUGCGCAUGCUGCUCUCCCUGCAGCCCUUUCUCCAGGAUGCCAUCCAGAAGAAGAGGACAGGAAGGACCUGGGAGAACAUCCAGCACGUGCAGGGACCACUCACCUGGCAGCAAUUCCAUAAGAUGGCAGGACGGGGGACCUAUGGCUCUGAGGAAUCUCCUGAGCCUCUCCCGAUCCCGACGCUGCUGGUGGGCUAUGACAAGGACUUCCUGACAAUCUCUCCCUUCUCCCUGCCCUUCUGGGAGAGGCUCCUGCUGGACCCCUACGGGGGCCACAGGGAUGUCGCCUACAUCGUGGUGUGUCCGGAAAAUGAGGCCUUGCUCGACGGAGCCAAAACUUUCUUCAGGGACUUGAGUGCUGUAUACGAGAUGUGCAGACUUGGGCAGCACAAGCCCAUCUGCAAAGUACUGCGGGACGGGAUCAUGCGGGUGGGCAAGAGCGUGGCGCAGAAGCUGACGGACGAGCUGGUGAGCGAGUGGUUCAGCCAGCCCUGGGGCUCCGAGGACUGUGACAAUCAUUCCAGGCUCAAGCUCUACGCGCAGGUCUGCCGCCAUCACCUCGCACCUUACUUGGCCACCCUGCAGCUGGACAGCAGCCUUCUGCUGCCCCCCAAGUACCAAACGCCGGCUCCGAGCCAGCCGCAGGCAGCUCCCGGGAGCUCGGGGCCCGCUCCCUCCAGCUCCUCCUCGUGUCUCUCGGCCGCCGCUGGGGCCCCUGCCACGGGCAGCUCCUUCAGCUCCACGCCCAGCGCGGGCACCACGAGCCUUCCGGCGGGCAGCGCGUCCUCCUCGGGCUCCUCGGUGCCACAGCUGUCAGCGUCCUCUGCCACGCCCGGCGCCAGCCAGAUGGGCGCCUCCUCCACGCCGGGCUUCAGCGGCAAUGCCGGCUCGGGGCAGAGCAGCAGCGCCGCCGGAGGCUCCGCCGAGCGCUCGCAGGGCAGCGCGGGCACCGGGGCGGACACCGAGCCCGGCCCCAACCUGCCACAGCAGCAGCAAGAGGGACAGGAGGGCACGUCGGAGCGGGAGCGGAUCGGGAUCCCCACGGAGCCGGACGCUGCCGACAGCAACGCCUACCCCCCUGCUGUGGUCAUCUACAUGGUGGAUCCCUUCACCUACACUGCCGACGAGGAGUCUGCCUCCACCAACUUCUGGCUCCUGAGCCUCAUGAGAUGCUACACAGAAAUGUUGGACAAUUUGCCUGAGAAUAUGAGGAAUUCUUUCAUUCUCCAGAUUGUGCCUUGCCAGUACAUGCUGCAGACAAUGAAGGAUGAACAGGUUUUUUACAUUCAGCACUUGAAGUCUCUGGCAUUCUCUGUGUACUGCCAGUGCAGGAGGCCCCUGCCCACACAGAUCCACAUCAAGUCCCUCACAGGCUUUGGGCCAGCUGCCAGCAUUGAGAUGACCCUCAAAAACCCUGAGAGGCCCAGCCCAAUCCAGCUGUACUCACCUCCUUUCAUCCUGGCCCCCAUCAAAGACAAGCAGACAGAGCUGGGAGAGACGUUUGGAGAGGCCAGCCAGAAAUACAACGUGCUCUUUGUGGGGUACUGCCUGUCCCACGACCAGCGCUGGCUCCUGGCGUCCUGCACCGACCUGCACGGGGAGCUGCUGGAGACCUGCAUUGUCAACAUCGACCUGCCCAGCAGGUCAAGGAGGAGCAAGCUGUCUGCCCGGAAGAUCGGGCUGCAGAAGCUCUGGGAGUGGUGCAUUGGCAUUGUCCAGAUGACAUCCCUGCCCUGGAGAGUCGUCAUCGGCCGCCUGGGCCGCCUGGGCCACGGGGAGCUGAAAGACUGGAGUAUCCUGCUCGGGGAGUGCUCCCUGCAGACAAUCAGCAAACAGCUGAAGGAGGUUUGCCGCAUGUGUGGCAUCUCUGCAGCAGAUUCCCCCUCCAUCCUCAGUGCCUGCCUCGUUGCCAUGGAGCCACAGGGAUCAUUCGUGGUGAUGCCAGACGCGGUGACGAUGGGCUCGGUGUUCGGGCGCAGCACGGCGCUGAACCUGCAGUCGUCCCAGCUCAACACCCCCCAGGACGCCUCCUGCACACACAUCCUGGUGUUCCCCACCUCUGCCACCAUCCAGGUGGCACCUGCAAAUUACCCCAACGAGGAUGGCUUCAGCCCCACCAACGAUGACAUGUUUGACCUCCCAUUCCCAGAUGACAUGGACAAUGACAUUAGAAUUUUGAUAACAGGGAAUCUUCACUCUUCACCAAAUUCCUCCCCAGUUCCUUCCCCUGGAUCACCAUCUGGCACUGGAGUGGGAUCUCACUACCAUCACAGCAGGAGCCAAGGUGAACGUCUCCUCUCCAGAGAAGCCCCCGAGGAGCUGAAGCAGCAGCCCCUGGCUCUGGGUUACUUUGUGUCAACUGCCAAAGCGGAGAACCUCCCGCAGUGGUUCUGGUCCUCCUGUCCUCAGGCACAGAACCAGUGUCCCCUCUUCCUGAAGGCCUCUCUCCAUCACCACAUCUCUGUAGCGCAGACAGACGAGCUUCUACCUGCCAGAAAUUCUCAGCGAGUUCCUCACCCCCUCGACUCUAAAACUACAUCAGAUGUCUUGAGGUUCGUGCUGGAGCAGUACAACGCCCUGUCCUGGCUCACGUGUAACCCGGCCACGCAGGACCGCAGCUCCUGCCUGCCCGUGCACUUCGUGGUGCUCACCCAGCUCUACAACGCCAUCAUGAACAUCCUGUAGGACACACAAGCACUUGUUCUUCUGGCUGCUUCUCCCCUCCGCCCAGGAACGUGCCACGACCUGCAAAGAGCUCCGUUUGCUUCUCUUCAGACCAGUCCUGUGCUGUGCUUCUGUUCCUCCAAAAGCACAUGUGAAUUCUGCAGUGUUCAAAACUAAACUACCCAUUAACAUCUCUGGCAGCUUCAGUCCAAAAUCUGGGAACAUCC
Messenger RNA from Melozone crissalis (California towhee), 6953 nucleotides. It is a transcript of the gene MED13L, whose product is annotated as mediator complex subunit 13L. Gene Ontology annotation, biological process: regulation of transcription by RNA polymerase II. Gene Ontology annotation, cellular component: mediator complex. The coding region runs from base 91 to 6747 and encodes 2218 amino acids. The record is from RefSeq and is a predicted model, not a curated record. The transcript has 31 exons. Gene Ontology annotation, molecular function: transcription coregulator activity. Lineage: Eukaryota; Metazoa; Chordata; Aves; Passeriformes; Passerellidae.